Messenger RNA from Dendroctonus ponderosae (mountain pine beetle), 3678 nucleotides. It is a transcript of the gene rin, whose product is annotated as ras GTPase-activating protein-binding protein 2. Lineage: Eukaryota; Metazoa; Arthropoda; Insecta; Coleoptera; Curculionidae. The record is from RefSeq and is a predicted model, not a curated record. Gene Ontology annotation, molecular function: mRNA binding. The transcript is spliced from 12 exons. The coding region runs from base 235 to 1965 and encodes 576 amino acids. Gene Ontology annotation, cellular component: ribonucleoprotein complex; cytosol.
CGGCGAUUACAUAUCUUGCCAAUUUUCUGUCUGAAGUAUCCACCCCAAUCCAAAUCCGAAGUGUCUGCAUUUUCGGUUAUAAUCUUGAAGAUAUUGGUCGGGUUUAUCCGGUACUCUUGAUUUCAAUCGUUUGCUGCAAGUGUUCUCGUUUGAAGCCACAGUUCCAGCUUCUCAAGAUCACUGUCGUCACUGUCAGUCUAUAAUUUUUCUCAUCCAAGUCCAAAAUCAUUAGGAAUGGUAAUGGAGGCACCACCAUCUCCCCAAAGCGUUGGCAGAGAGUUCGUUCGGCAGUAUUACACCUUGCUGAAUCGGGACCCAAGCCAUCAGCAUAGGUUCUUCAAUCAUCUAUCUUCGUUUAUCCAUGGAGGACUGGAGCCCAAUCGGGAGACUAACCCAAUCAUCGGGCAGAAGCAGAUUCACCUAAAGAUUCAACAGCUUCACUUUAGAGAUUGCCAUGCUAAAAUCACCCAGGUCGACUCUCAAUCAACUUUGGGUGGAGGAGUGGUGGUCCAGGUGUCUGGAGAAUUAUCCAACGCUGGUGAACCGAUGCGUCGCUUUACUCAAACCUUCGUUCUUGCGUUGCAGAGUCCUAAGAAGUAUUACGUUCAUAAUGAUAUUUUCCGUUAUCAGGAUGAGAUUAUUACUGACGAGGACUGUGAUGGAGAUAUGCGAGGUGAAGUAGCAGAGGAACGUUUAGAUCGCCAAGUUUUGGGAGAAGCACAAGGUUUGACUCAGCCAAUUGCUCCCGCUCCUGUCAUUCCGUACUAUGGAGGUGCUGUUCCACCAGCGGGAACUGCCUUACCUUCAUUACCGGCUCAACCAUCAACUGUCGUACCACAUCAACCUAUACACGUACUAUCUGCUCAACCCCAAGUUGGUCAAUUAUCCCAAACUGCUUCUUUGAAUGGACACCCUGACGACUUGGCUAUUUUACAAGGACAUCUUUCCCAAUCGGUACCGCAACCCCUUAGUGCCCCGCUGACAAAUAUGCAAAACCAAGUUCUUGGAAAUCAAUCGCCUGUGAUACCCCAAGUUGAAGAGGUACAAGAACAAGAUCCGGUAGAAGAGCCUGUUAAUGAUGAAGGCUAUGGUGAUAGUUGUGACGCGGCCGUUGAGCAGGAAGUCACCGCGGAACCAGCUUCAAACGAGCCUAAAACUUACGCAAAUCUUUUAAAAACAUCGUCCGGACAAAGUCAGUCUAUUUACCAAGCACAACCAUCACCCAGUGUCUACAGGCCUCAGUCGCCUCCCACUUUGGGAAACAGAGAUUCUGCUCAAACAAACGGAUUGGGUAACAAACAUGCCGGUCCCAGAAUUUCUACUGGACCACCUAACAGGUCUGGAGGGCCCAAUCACAAUAGAGGACCCAGAACAGGAGACGAAGAAGAUCGGCGAAGAUCCCAAUCAUCGAACUUUGGCGGCCAGUUAGAUGCCAAUCAAUUGUUUUUGGGAAAUUUGCCACACUCUGCUACUGAUGAUGAACUAAGAGAAAUUUUUGGGGAAUUCGGGACAGUUGUGGACCUCAGAGUGCACAGUAAACCAGCUACCAAUGGACCUAAAGUUGGUCAGUCCAGGCUUCCUCCCAACUACGGAUUCAUUACCUACGACAGUCAGCAGUCUGUAAUGGCAUGUUUGGCAGCUAAGCCUAUCUUCUAUCCCCGCAAUGAUCCCAAUGGAACUAAAAUGAAUGUGGAAGAAAAGAAAAAUAAGGAGAGGGAUGGCAACCGUCCAUCAUACGGCGUAAACAGUAGACCAGGGAUGGAUAAUAGAAGUGGUGGCCGAGGAGAUGCCCAAAGGCGAGGAAUGGGUCCUGGCGGACCCCGUGGAAUUCCUGGAGGACCUCAAGGAACUCAAGGACCUGGAGAUAGAAAUCGAACGGGAGAUAGAGACAAUCGAUACAAUAAUAGAAGCGGCGGAGGUCCGGCAAACCGUGGGGGACCUAAUAACUACCAGCGACGUCAGUAAGCAGUAAUUUUCGUCCCGAUAUUUCCGAGUCCCCCAUGUUUAAAUGAGUGCACCCGUCCGUUGUGUAGUGUCAAAAAAUGUGUGUUGAAACCGUACUCUGAUAGGCUCGCACAGUUUUUCACAUUAGACAACGCUUGCUAUGUUGCAAGUAUUUUCUUUUCAAAUCCUUUAGGUGCGUUCAAAAUAAAGUCGUUGGGUGUUUUUUAUUUGAAGUAUUUUUCUAGUUAUAAUAAGAGAGAAUGCAGCGUGCGGAUUGGCUUAGAACUCUAUAAUACGCUUAUAUACAGUCGUAAACCAACGCUGCAAGCCCUGGUUUAUGUGGUAUAAAUACCAUGAAUCCGCUUGUAAACUUUAUUAAGUAGGUACAUUCGAUGACAAUUUUCAGUGUUGGUUUAUUUGCCGUUUUAUUUUAUUCGAAGUUGUAAACAUGCAACGUUUGUUAAAAUGCUACAUUUUGAAAUUUGAUAAUCAGUUUAAAAAACCAAUGCUAUGUCGCAUUCGGAGCAAGGGCGUUUGCAUUCAAUUGAGAAGUAUUCCAAUAUGCGCGUUAAUUGAUUGGUAUAGUGAUGGCAAAAUUUCUUGUCUGAUGCUCAGAACUCACAAAAAAUAUGUUAAUAAUGAUUCGUAUAUGCAUUUUUCGAGUGGAUUUGUGUGAUCUAAAUAAGAUGGAAUAUGUAAAAUAAAUCUGUAUAGUUUAUAUAUUCUAUCCUAUUUAGAAAAAAACAUUUAAACCGUAGUUUUCAGACUACGUUUAAUUAAUUAUUAUCAAAUUUAGGUUUAAUCUUUAUCAUACUUCCUUGAUUUAAACGUUACGCUCAUCUAGUUUUACAUUUUUAAUAUGCUGAUUUAUUAAAAUAGUGGUCAAUUGAAGAUACAUCUGUGCAAUGAAUUCAAUUUAAAAAUUAAAAAUCAUGGAGUUUUUUCAACAUUUGUGUAUCUGCAAUUUUAUUUGUUAGAUUGUGAUAAUUACAAUCUUAGUGGGUUUUUAGGUUCUGAAAGUGUUGCUACUGGGUAUACACAUCUGGAUAAUAAGUAAAUAUAUUAUCAGUAAAUCCGAAUUAUACUUACAUAAAUAUAAUUCUUAAUAAACAAUGAAACUAUAAAGUUUAAUUCAGUGUUACUAUGAUACAGUAUUUGCGUCCUCCAGUAUGCGCAUUUUCCUAGCAUAAGUGUUUGGUCUCAUUUUUAGGAAUAAGAUAUGAUUGAUAUAGACUGGUACCUUAUUAGUUGUGUAACAUUUAGUUCAGCCUUUCAAUUUUUGUGGUGUGUUUAAUGAAUACUGAUGAAAUUAUAAGGAGGAUAUAUAAUAAACAAUUUUUAUACCUUGUUUAGUAUCUUUUAUUUGUUCCCAUUUGAGACCAAUCAUGAAUGCUUAAAGUUACUAUUCGACCGAAUAAAUGAGGUUCUUAGCACAAUGUUAAAAUAGAUUUAUAAUGAUAAAUGCGUCUAUAUUAAAGUUGUUUUCUCUUGUACCAUUGCAGUUGUGCAUCUUUUUCUACAAGCAUUGUUAGUCAUUUAUUUUCGACAUUUUUUACAAAUGUUUUGAUAGUCCGUUUGAGAGUGACCACAUGUUGAAUAAAUUCUCUUUAAAUAACUGUCCGUAACACCGGCAUUGUAUGUAUUUUUCUUUAAUCUGUGAUUUUAAAUACAGUUGAGUGUGUAGCUUGUACUUAGCAGUUUAUCCUAAUAAAUUGUUAGUUUUUUUUUUAGAAA